AUUAAUGUAGGAAUAUGAUCAUCAACAGUUCGUGAAGGCCCUGAAGGCCUCAUCACCACGGCAACAACAGCUUUUUAAAAUUUCAGUUGAAGUGAGAACGGCAGGAUAUUUUCAGAAGGAGAAGAAGAAGAACAGUCUGCCGUAGGAUGAACGACAACAAACAAACUUCUAGUGUUUUAGCUCAAAUCCAAACUUUGGAGGAGGAGCUUCAGAGAUGCAGACUCCCACGUGAAAAGCUGAGGUCUGAGAACAGGAUGCUGUCAGCUCAGAGCUGCAGGCUGGAGGAAGACCGGAAGGACAUGGAGCAGUUCCUGCCGCACCACUCCGCUGAGUUGGACAAGCAGAUCCAGGACAUGGAGGAGCGGCUGAAGCUGCAGCAGCUCGUCCAGACACCUUCAGAGCCUGCAGCUCUGAAGCUGCAGCUCCACCAGGAGAAGCUGCAGCUUCAGGAGAGGAUGGACCUGCUGAGCUCUGAGGUCACACAGCAAGCUGCUAGAAUGAAGGAGCAGCAGGAGGAGCUGAAGCAGCAGGAGGAGCUGAAGCAGCAGCUGCUCCAACGAAGAUACAAAGUCCAAUCUGCUAAGCUGAAGAAUGGCGCCAGGAAGUCUCUCAUCUCAUCCAUGAAACAUCAGCGUCAAACCCCCCCCCCCCCCCCCCCCCCCCGCAGCUGUGAAGGGGGUUCAGCAGCAGAGAAGGACUAA
This is a messenger RNA of Oryzias latipes (Japanese medaka), 701 nucleotides long. RefSeq lists its product as uncharacterized. The record is from RefSeq and is a predicted model, not a curated record. NCBI's taxonomy places the organism in Eukaryota, Metazoa, Chordata, Actinopteri, Beloniformes, Adrianichthyidae.